GCUCGCUGUGACUACGCGGAAGUUGUCAGUAGGGGUUUCUAAAUACAGGACAAUAAUAUUACCGCAGGGGCAACGAAUUCAUCGUGUAAGUUUAGUUUGCUUGCACUGCAAGCUCUGUUAACCGUGGCAUGUACACUUCAGGUCGAGCCAAACUGGGUCAUCUAAUUCGCUACGGGCCAAGUGCGCAUGUUGCAAGAGGAAUUCGAAGAGUCCCAGUCGUAUAAAAGGAGUAGGCGGCGGGCUUCACUGGUACAUACUUGAGGACUUCGUCACGAGCACGCAUCCCAAUGUCGAGCAGUUGGCUUUUCAUCGGUGUCAGCGCCACGCUGGUUUUGUCCGCGUUGGCUCACUGCGUCACCUACGGCCACUGCGGCAAGGACAAGGGUUCCGGGAAGCAUCUGCCAUGCGCCCUGAAGCGUGAUCCAGUCAUCAUGGAAGAUAAACUUCUCUUGAACGCGUGUCCCGCACUGCUCAACUCCAAGGGCAAGGCGGCGCCUGUCUGCUGCGACGCUAAGCAGGCGGAGACAUUCAAAUCUCAGUUCAAAAGCCUCAUCAAUAUCGGUGUUCACAGAGACAGCACGUGCUUCCGUAACUUCCAGAACAUCGUCUGCCAGGCGUUCUGCUCGCCGAACCAGUCUCAAUUCGUCGCCAUCUUCGGAAACAGCACCAAGGAAGGACACAAACCAUCGGCUACAGAUAUUGUUUACGCGGUGGAAAGAAGUUUUGCCGAGGCAGUUUACGCAUCCUGCAAGGACGUCCGCACUCGAAUUUUUGGCACUAAGCUGAUGAAGUACAUGUGCGGAAGGUACGGCUCCAGCGACUGCUCACCUCAGCGCUUCCUCGACUUUGUGGGCGCCGUACGUUCAGAGGGUGGCCACUCGCCGCUCAAAAUCCGCUACGUAAUCGCGGAGACCAGUAUUAAGGUAAAUAACAAGACGCUGGAGCCCUUCAAACCAGAGGUCAUGUGAUUGAGCCGAAAGCUGGUGCACGCGGCAGGCGACUGCACCGGCUCACGUUUGCAAAAUAAAUUGCGAGACUCGAAACGGCAGAAACUGUAACGACUGGUUACGUUUUCAAUGUGAAGCAUUUCUUAGCCUAGUCGGAGCCGAGGUCAAACGUGAGCCCGUUCAAGGUCACAGAGUUUGUCGCCGAUUUUCACCCACUCGCUGGCGGCUCCUUCUUGCUGCAC
Molecule: messenger RNA, 1189 nt
Organism: Dermacentor silvarum
Lineage: Eukaryota; Metazoa; Arthropoda; Arachnida; Ixodida; Ixodidae
Product: NPC intracellular cholesterol transporter 1
Exons: 2
Coding region: 288-968 (226 amino acids)
Source: RefSeq, a predicted model, not a curated record